Messenger RNA from Ornithodoros turicata, 6544 nucleotides. RefSeq names its product apoptosis-stimulating of p53 protein 1-like (gene ASPP). Gene Ontology annotation, cellular component: nucleus. The record is from RefSeq and is a predicted model, not a curated record. Gene Ontology annotation, molecular function: p53 binding. Lineage: Eukaryota; Metazoa; Arthropoda; Arachnida; Ixodida; Argasidae. The transcript is spliced from 14 exons. Gene Ontology annotation, biological process: regulation of apoptotic process. The coding region runs from base 250 to 4416 and encodes 1388 amino acids.
GUGCAUGUUAGGCCGGUGCUGUAUGGGUUGGAUGAUUGUGAGCUUUGCUGAAGUGAGGCCGAUUUCAGGUUACUGCAUACCACAAGGUUGCCACUGCAGCGACUGACCACCGAUGGCUGUAUUCUCGACAGGAUAACAAGUUGAUUGUUGCCUUUGUGACCUCUGACUCCUUUCCACAGGUUAUUCCGAAUUCAAGUUGCAUAGGUAGUCUCUGCAUAGGUCUCAUCGUCGCCUGUCACGGUACCUAGUAUGCUUACCAGUGUGGGGAACGCGGGCAACCUCUAUGCCGUCUCUCUGCGUCACAGUAACAAGGACUGUCAACAGUAUUAUUCUCCUCUACCGCAACGGCAAGUCGAACACGGGAUGACAGAUUUCGCUAAUCAUAACCAUUCAGCCGGACAAUCCAAUCAGAUGACGGCGUCUCACUAUAUCCAAGACUGUACGAGGUACAGAAGGGUAUCACUACCUACUCGAACCGCACAUCUACAACCACAGAUGAAGGCUUCUGUCGCGAAUACUCAUCGUGAAAGCACUUCACUAGAAUGGAAACAGAUGGGAUCACCUCACAACGUGCACGACUCUGCACGACCUAGACGAACGUCAUUGCCUUCGCAACCUACAUCACGGACGAAAGGUCCGACUGUCAUUACCUCCGUGAAUCCGAGCCGUGGAGCCACUCCUAUACCACACGCUUUACCCUGUCGGCAAAAGAUAUCCUCAGUGCCCUCACACGUGACAGACCCUGGAGCCCCGAUACCUCCUCCGAGAUUUCGAAGGACCUCAUCCCUUCACAACUAUCCGCAUUUGGGUGGACCAUCAUUAGCCAGUUCGCGUCCGCGGAAUCUGGACUUUCACGUGGACACAUUUCACAGAAGAUCGAGGUCUGCGGAUAGCGCGACAGAACAGUGCAGUGGUGAUCGUGGGCGGACGCGUUCCGCUCUCGAUGCUGCGAGAAAGGACGAGAGUGAAGUGGUGUCGGUGACACUGCGACCUCUUCAUGAUGCGGGAGGUGAUGGUGCGCAGACUUACUUUGGCCUAGUGAGGCGGCCAUCAUUGGAUAGCAGCAUCGUGUCACUGAGGACCUACAUUCGACUCCCCGAAGGGGGCCAGCUGAGCUUAGCCGAGCUGCGCGAGAUGGCGGCUCGGCAGCAGCAGCAAAUCGAGGCCCAGCAACAGCUGCUCGUUGCCAAGGAACAGAGGCUCAAGUUCCUCAAGCACCAACAGCAGCAAGAUUCUCAACAGCAGCACGGCGGAGGAGCUGAGGCUGAACAGCAGAGACUCAGGGCCCUCAGGGACAGGGUGCAGUUACAAGAACUCAAGCUCAGGCGCCUCAGGGCCCUCAGGGGACAAGUGGACCAACAGCAUGGAAACAACAACAACCUCAGUGCAGAGCUGGAGUCUAUCCGAGCACUCUUCAACGAGAAGGAGAAAGAACUAUCUGUGGCUGUGGCCAAAGUGGAAGAACUCACUCGGCAAUUGGAAGACGUGCGCAGGGGCAACAGUUUGGUCAAUGCCAACCAGACGUCAUCCACGCUGGAGCUUGACAAGCUCCGCAAGGAACUGGUGUACCGUGCUCAGCUGAAUGAACAGCAGUCUGCGAGGAUCACUCAACAGCGGGAGACACUGUCCAACCGGCAGAACGAGAUUGCCCAAAUGGACAGACGCAUCGCGGAGCUUCAACAGAGGCUCCACAGGAAGCGUCUGCACAACCAGGAGCUGCAGGCCGCGGCACUCGCGAGACAGCAGCAACAGCAGGGCCUCGCUGCUGCCAACCGUAGACCUAACGUGGCCGCUGUAGAACCCCUGCAACGCCUCCUGCACCAGGAUAACCGUAGUGCAGGCAACGGCACCUUUGGACAUCCGAACAAGAACGAUCCCAAGUAUCAGACACUGCCGUAUAACACCAAAUUCUCGGUUAAGAACAAGGAGGACCAACAAACCGAAGACAAAGAAGACGCCAACCACAAGCAACAAAGCCCUGAACCUGAUUCUCCUCCCCCCGUUGACAAACAUGCAUCUUCGAACCAUCCACGAACCUCCCAACUGCCGCCUUUACCACCCACUUCCCAACCCACCCUCCAUCCACCACUCCUCCACAGACCAUCAUCUUCCCAUCCUGUGAGCCGCAACAUCCCUCCACCAUCCUCCAGCAACCAACCCAUGCCUCGGCCCCAUGACCCUCCUCCACACAGUCGCUCAGGGCUGCCACCUCCCCCAAAUAUACCUUCGCCUCAACCCACAACUGUCAAUCAAGUGCGAACCGGACCUCAGCAGCCGCCACCAUCAAGUGCCAAUGGACCAUCCUCUUGUCCGCCUCGCAACACCAUGGGGCCCCCGAGCUAUGGAGCCCCAGUCUCAGUGCCACUGUCGUCGGGCCUUCCACGAAGUGCGAUGCCGCAUGCUAGUAUGACGACGGCGCGAGGUCUUGCGCCAUCGUCAGGGCCAUUAGUAACGAACCAACCGAGAAGUGUAGUGGGCCCACCGCCUUAUGGUUCCAUCUCGCCAAAUUCAGUUCCGGUUGGAUAUUCCCACGCGAGGCUUAGCAGUCCUGGAGGACCCCAGACAUCCAGAAGCAACGGGAUGUCACCUCCUCAGGGUGUUUUGACGACAGCUGCCGUGCCAACAACAGUGCAUGGUCAGACACGAACUAGUGUCCUACCACUCAUGCCUGACCCAAGUGCCACCAACGCUGUAUCAGUGUUGACGUCGGUUACUAGUGCAGUCAGCAGCGGCAGCCCUACACAGAGCUAUGUCGCUGCACAACACUCCCCACCAUAUGGACCAGCACAGAAACCAUCAGCUUCAUCCCAAAUUCCAAUGCCAUCUAGACUUCGUCCUCCGUCUACCAUGGUUAGCCCAAGAGGGACCUUGUCAAACAGCUCUGGUACUGGGCCAUCAUCGUCACCUCAGCAACGGGACACAAGUGGAACAGGCAACACAGCAAGCGAGCCUUCUGCCAAGCCGAAGCCCCAGCCUCCACCCAAGCCAGCAAUGUCUGUGCGUCCAGUGUUGCCUCCACGCCAGAACCAGGCUACAAAUGGAAGUUCAGGCUACGCGGAAACUUCGCUCGACGCUGUCGAUGCAACAGCCCCCACUUCCAAGAGCUCUACUGUGCCUUCAAAGUUAACAGUAUCCAACCACAGGAGUAUUUUGAAACCCGCUUCCCAAAGACUACCUCGACCUUCAACCAUAAGCCGACAGCGACCAGCCGAAACAGGUACUCCACAAGAGCAAGACUCCCAAGCCGCAGGAAACAAAAGCCCAGAGGAAGAACUUAAGCAGGCAUCCAAGCCACAGAAGGACAACAACAACAAAGCAGCAGUGGUUCCUCAGUGGCGGAAGACUAACGGAACCGGAACACGCUGCGUGACAGUCCCACCGGCAUUCUUGUUUCCGGAGCCGGGCACGAGUCCCAGCUCGGAAGUCCCGCCCAGCAGCCCGACAGGCAUGCCGUCAUUUGCCAACAGCGAAACCGGCGAAACUGGUGCAGACGACACGACGAACAAGCGGCGUCCUUUAGUGGUUGGAAGCGGAGACAGCCAAGAAAGCCCUCCGCCCAUCGCUGACAUUCGGACGGAAGGUGACGGGGGUACUUCGAGCGAGAGUUUGCCAGAUGCAAAGGAACCUGGCAGUGGUGAGUGCGGAGAAGAAUCUCAGGGUUCCCCUAAGGAGAACUUGGAUGUCAGAGAUGUGCCUGUACCACCCGUGUCUUCCAGCAAAUGGAUCAAGAAAGGCAACCUGAAGACGAAAGGUUCAGCAAAAAAUCCUCACAGAGUCAGUUUUGACCCCCUAGCUCUUCUGUUGGAUGCUGCACUUGAGGGCGAGCUUGAGUUGGUAAAGAAGACCGCAAAGGAGGUUCAGAAUCCCAGUGCAGCAAAUGACGAGGGCAUCACAGCUCUUCACAACGCUAUCUGUGCUGGCCACUUCGAGAUCGUCAAGUUCUUGGUGGAGUUUGGGUGUGACGUUAAUGCUCAAGAUAGUGAUGGCUGGACUCCUCUCCACUGUGCUGCCUCAUGUAACAAUCUUCCAAUGGUGAAGUUCCUGGUGGAACACGGAGCUUGCAUCUUUGCGACAACACUCAGUGAUCAUGAAACUGCUGCAGAAAAAUGUGAAGAAGAUGAGGAAGGAUUUGAUGGAUGCUCAGAAUACUUGUACAGCAUUCAAGAAAAGCUGGGUAUCUUGAAUGGAGGAGUGGCCUACGCAGUAUUCAGUUACGAGGCUCACAAUCCUGAUGAGCUGAGCUUCAAGGAAGGGGACAUGGUGUUGGUCCUGCGCAAAGGAGAUGAUAGCGAACGUGAUUGGUGGUGGGCACGGAUGGGAGACACGGAGGGAUACCUGCCCAGGAAUCUGCUGGGACUGUACCCUCGAGUGAAGCCGGCGAGGGAGAACAAGGACCAGACGGAAUCUGAAGCAUAAGAUGCCACAUACAGGCAACAGGGAACAUCUGGAACAAAUCAUUGUGCCUGUUGUUGAUACUAGCAAUGGUGUUUGUUCUUGUUAUUUAGUGUGCUGUGAAUGUAGCCUGACUGAAAGGUGUGUAUGACCAGGGAAUCUGCAUUUUUGCAGCGAUUCAUAAGUUGAACACUUAAGUUUCCUCUCUUACCAGACAUUAUUUACAAUAUGGCAGAGAGUAUUUCCAACUUUGUUGAGCUGCAUCUGAUCAAAAUAUAAAUUUUGUGCGUCGCGAUAGCAGCAGCCACGAAAAAAAUGUUCUCUGCCGUCACGGACUGCUCUGCCACCUUUUUGAAUGCGUCGUUCAAAAAUCCUGUUCAUUCUCACAGAACGAAACGCAAAGAAUGUUUUUCUCGUAGCAUGCGCUGUCCAAAAGAGUAGAAGUAGCGGUACGUUAUAAGAAAGUUGUUUACAUAUCAAGGCAGUUCCGUUAGGUAUCACUCUUACGUAGAUAUAAAACUGCAUGUUGUGCCAAUGUCAGGACAGAGAAGUAUUGGCAUUUCAAAAAAAAAAAAAAAAGAAAUUUAGGUCACCUCGUAGGUUAGCUAGUACACUAAGGUAUCUACAUUCCAGAAGAACAAGCAUUCACAUAUUUACAGCGGAGACGCGAAUAUUACCACUAGCAUUUUGUGUCCCGUAUUCCACAUUCCUGGUGCCAACAUCUUCUAAUGUAUCCAGGUGUACUCCGUAAUGAGUAUUGCCGUGUGGAGUAUAUAUGGGAUUUGAAUCAAAUAGCAUAUCUCAUUGUAACAUGCUCUUCUUAGGCAACUAUCUUGAAAAUGAUGGACACUGUUCUGCGCAAUCCCUUCAGGAAUUGUAGUUGCAGCGGACCCACGCUGAUGUUCGAUUGCGGGACUGAACAGCUUAUCACGAAUGGCUGUAGCAGCAUCACUGUUUGCCUCUUUGCGCCUCAAGUAUAUUCUUUCCCACUUCUCAAGCAGCUACAGUUACAGUGAAACCUCGUAUAAAGCAUGCCUGAAUGCAAAACCUUCGAAGAAUUUCCCGUAAUGUCGUGUAUUGUGGGAUGAAUAGGUAAUACGAUAAAUUGCAACCACGCUCAUAUCAUCGGGGGCUUCACCACACAGGGCUCACAAAGCAACGAUUGUGACGAGGCAAGUGCCUGUUUUAUUUGUGAGUCUUUCAUAGAUAUUUUGUCUCGCGUGACUCUUUUUUUCGAUUCAUGCAGUGCUUUCGAGCUUGAGUAUAGUUUCUGUUAUCGUGAUGUUAUUUUGUGACACCUUCGGUAUUAUUCAUUACUGAUAGUUGUGCUGAAUGGAACUAGUGCAGGCUAAAGGCUGUGCGAUCAUGUAAGACGUAUGCUUUUCUCACAGGACGACCAUGCACCAUGGCUGACUGGCUUUGGAUAUAGACCUGGAUUUGCACUUCGUUAAUUAUUUAGCACAACUAACAUGCUACCAACAAGAUCCCUGGCAGCCAUGGUUGAACGAAAAAAUUCAAAUAAGCUGGAAAUAUAAAAAUUCAGCAGCGAUGUGGUGCACUUUAAAAAUAUGCCCCGUGGACUGAACCGCUUUGCUGAUCACAAAAAAGGAACAUAUUUUUUUAAUCACUGCGCUCCUGUGAACGACAUGGGAUCUGCCAAUGGCAAGAUCUGACAACCUUGUGACUUACAUUUUUGGGCAGCUUGUACUUUGGUUUCUCAUGAAAGCUGACAGAGGAACUGGGCUAAUAACGGGAGCGGAUAAUAUAUGGUUUUCUUAAAUGGCCGAAGCCAACCCGGGCUGUAGCUGUGUGACAGUGUGAUAGGAGAGCUCCAACUACAGGUCCUAACUGCUCUUGCCUUGUAAAUUUGAGCUAUACCUUUAUUUUUCCGUUUACUGUGUUUCGUGACUAACUGCUCUUUCCCUCCUGUGGAGAGAUGACAAACUGUAAAUAUUUGUUGACGAUGCCUUUUUGUUAUUUCACCAUUUUACAACAAGAGCAUGAGAUCAAACAACUCCAACACUCGAUCCGUCCACUUAUCGCAAACAUGAGGAGUUGUGUGUGUUGCUAGCAUUUGCUGUUGGAACCUAAGCUGAUCUUUUGUCCUGCGUGUAUCCAGCAUAUUUUGCAAAUACACUGUUUCCCUUUGCCA